Drosophila sulfurigaster albostrigata is the source of this 5713-nucleotide messenger RNA. RefSeq names its product protein suppressor 2 of zeste (gene Su(z)2). The transcript has 7 exons. Gene Ontology annotation, molecular function: promoter-specific chromatin binding; metal ion binding. The coding region runs from base 427 to 4758 and encodes 1443 amino acids. Gene Ontology annotation, biological process: negative regulation of transcription by RNA polymerase II. The record is from RefSeq and is a predicted model, not a curated record. Gene Ontology annotation, cellular component: PRC1 complex. Lineage: Eukaryota; Metazoa; Arthropoda; Insecta; Diptera; Drosophilidae.
AUCAGAAUCAGUCUUUGAACAGUUUUCGUGCCGUGCACUUUGUGGACGGAGAAAAGUACAAAAAAUUUUUCAAACUCGCCGUUCACUGAACACCACAGAGCGAGUGACAGAGAUAGUGCGAGUGCAAAUGCGAGUGAGUGUGUGAGAUAGCCAGAGUGAGAGAGUAAAAGCGCUACAAAAUCUCAGCGGCUGUUCGGUGAUAAUAAAAACGUGUAUGAGAAAUCGAUAAGAGCAGCAACAGCAGCAGCUGAAGUGAAAGAAGCGCGCACACAUACAAUCACACGCACACAACAACACACACAUGGAUUAGUGUUGGUGUGCCCGAUGUGUAUGUGUCGUCGUCAAGUGUUAUAAAGACAUGACAUUCGUUUGAAACAAAUUCAGUUCAAAUCAACAGAGGCUAAUACAAAGAAAUAACAGAUUAGAAUGCACACCAAGAUGGAGAAAGCAGUCGCAAAUCGUCGACAGAUGGGCGACUUCAAUGAACAGUUGAGCUGUCGCAUCUGCCUGGGCUAUAUGAUAGACCCCACCACAGUGGAUUAUUGCUAUCACACAUAUUGCCGCAGCUGCAUUUUGAAGCAUUUGCUGCGCGAUGUUUACUGUCCCCAGUGCAAGGCCAGCGGCGGCAAGCAGAUCAAUGAGGAUAACCUAAGAUCCGAUGACACAUUGCGGGCCCUCAUCUAUAAAAUGGUUCCUGGACUCUAUCAGCGUGAGUGCGAGCGACUCGUUGAGUUCGAGGAACAGCACAAGGACCUCGAUUCCGACCUCGACGAUGUGCUGCAAGCCGAAAAGGAACACGAGUUCUUUACGCCAACAGAGCCUAUAAGUUUAUCCCUAGAAUAUCAUCCAGCAAUGCUGAAACACUGCAGGGCAUCGGAUAAGCCGCCCGUCUGCUAUCUUCAGUGUCCCGCUGGUCUGCGGAUUGCGCAUCUGAAGCAGUUUCUCUGCUCCAAAUACGACAUCGAUGCGCAGAACAAACAAGUCGAGGUCGAGGUCACCUAUGAGGAUGAGGUGUUGCAGCCAAGCUUGACGCUAAUGGACAUUGGCUAUUGCUACCACUGGGAUCGGCAUGCGCCGAUGUCCUUUCAGUACAGGAUACUGCUCUAUGAGAAUGAGUGCAUAAAAAACGAUGAAAACAAUUUGUCAAAGGUUAAUCAGGAUAUUGAGUCAAGACCCGCUGCUGCUGUGGUGACGACCACAACAACAACAACAAAGAGUGCCAAGUCCGUGACCUUUGCCGAUGAGCUGGAAACGCAACCGAAUAAUCCCCCUCGCCCACAUGCAGCGCCCGCGAGCAAAACGCGCGCCAAAUCCAACUCAAAGGUCAGCAAGGGCAACAAGCGAACACCACUGAGUCAGACGGCAAAUGAAUCCCAUGAAGAUGCCUCUCAGGCGGUGAGCAACUUCAAGAGCUUACGCAGCAACGAUAUGCGGUACAGUGAUUACGGUGUUGCACCCACGGUGGCUCCGUUGUUGCGCGUGAAGAGCGAACCGGAACCGGAGGAACAGUCUAGCCUGGGUGUGUCCAAUAUGAACAUUGUGGUGAGCAUUCCACAGUCGCAGUUGAGUAAAUCUGCUGCCUAUGCGGAUGAGGAAGGUUUCGAGCUGAAGACGGCCAACAAAAAGUCCUCGAAUGCAGCUGUGCGCAAUUUGCCCAAGCUUAAGAUCGAACUGAAUAGCAUGAAGGCGAAACUGACGUUGCCCAAGUCAGCGGAUGCACGUCUCGAGGAUGCCGGGCAACAUAAUCAAUUGGACUUGGAAACGUAUGCCAAGAACAUUGGCCUCAAACCCAUUGAACAGCCAACAACACCCGGUGCAAGCGAUGCCUUGAAAUACAGUCCGAAUGCCUCGCCCAUGUCCUCGUGUUCCUCAUCCACCAAUGGCUCCAAUGGCACCGCGGAUGCCUCAACCUCAACCUCAACUUCAUCCUCGACGAACUCUACGUCAUCGUCUUCGCAUCGCAAGCGCAAAAAGAAGCACUCCAAGGAGCCAAAGGAUGCGAAUGGCAAACGCAAAAAGUUGCAUGCGGAAAUCAGUUCACAAACCGAUGGAAAAAUGAAAAUGAAAAUCACAACAACACCGCACAAUCACAAGGCGCACAAGCUCGAUCUCAAGCGUUCGCAUUCGCUGGCUGGCGGCGAGUUGAAUGCGCUGCAGAAAGCCAACGAUUUGAAUCGCACUUUGGGCGAAGAAUCGCGCAGCAUCAGCAACCUGAUGGCGACGACUUCAGCGACAACUUCGAUGACGACUUCGAUGACAACUUCGGGGACAACUUCGAUGACAACUUCGGGGAUAACUUCGUUGACAACUUCGGCGACAACUUCAAUGGAGAAGCCGCAGUUGCCUGCAUCGCCGCCUUUGCCGCCGAGUUUGUUCAAGAGCUUUUCACCCGCUGGCAGUCCGCUGCCCAAGGCAGCAACACCACCUCUAGCAGCAGCAACCACUACGGCUACAACAGCAGCAAACACUUUGACAGCAGCCACAACCAAGUCGAAGCUUGUGCCCGCUCCCAAGCAACUGAAACCCACACCAACACCAACUAAUAACAAUAACAACAACAAAAGGCAACCCACUUUGACGCCCUUGCCACAGCCUGCGCCGCACUUUGCCGUGCCACAAGCGCCGCUGCGUCAGGCGCCGCAUCAAAUGCUGCGCUAUCUUUCCACGCCCAGUUCCAUAGCGAGUGCAGCCAACAAGCAGCCAAAGCGUUCGCUCUCGCUGGAUGAAUCUGCUCCAGCUUCUAGCUUGGCCAAGCAUCCGCGUCUCGACUAUCAGCAACAGCAACAGCAGCAACAACAGCAAGUUGGCGUCAAGUACGCUGCCGCAGCAGCCAAGCUGAAGCAACAAGCGAGCGCUCAACUGCGUCUCUACGGUCCGGAGUUGGCCAAGCCAACCAGCAUGCCGAUGCUCUCCAGCUUGAAUCUGCCGCCCAGCGGUUCGGUGACAAUAACGCCACGACCACGCAACACACAACCGCGAGCAACCAUGGCAAAUACAACAGCAGCCAAAGCGGCAGCAACACAAGCUCCGCGACCAACUGCAGCUGGGGGCAACCUUAGCUAUGGCUAUGCCGAGAGUUCGCUGAGCAAUUUGCCAGCGUUGGAGAUUAUGCGACUUGGGGCAGCAGCCGCUGCGGCGGCAGCAACCAGUGCACGUUUGAUGGGACCACCGAAGCAGCCAGCGAAACGUGCUGUGGCCAUGCCGUUGCCGUUGCCACUCCCUUUGCCCCUCCCCAUGCCGCUGCCGUUGCCAAUGUCGAUGUCGAUGUCGAUGCCCACGACUGUCAAGUCGCCGCCGUUGUCAGUUGCGCUGAGUGCGCAACGAGGCAACAACCACAGCAACAACAGCAACAAUGCUGCUUAUCGCACAUCGCCGCCUGCAUUAAUAAAUCUGCGCAACACCGUUCCAGUCUCGUUUCCAUCAAAGUCAGCAACAGCGGCAGCAGCAGCCAAAGCCGAGCUUAAUUCAAAGAAAUCCGCAACAGUUGCCGCAGCGGGAGCAGCAACAACUUUGACUUCGACUGGAAGCAAAGCCAAUGGCACAGCGGCUGCUGCUGCUGCUCCUUUGCUGGACAAGUCGAAAACGAGUUUGCGUGAUUUUCGGCCACCAACAACAACAACAACAGCGGCUGCAGCAACAGCAGCAACAAGCUCAACAACAACCACAGCAACGACCAAGGAUGCUGACAUACUUGAUUUAUCAGCACAGGGCACAGGACGCAACAGCACCAAAUUGGCGCCCACGUCGCCACCCGUGGGCAACAGCAACAGCAGCAGCAACAGUCUGGAGGCUGCGCUGAAUAAAAUCAAGCAAAACAUUUCCGCCAACAGCAAUUGCAGCAAUGUUGUUGCUUCAGUUGCUUCGGUUGCUGCUGCUGGCGAUGAUCUACAGAAUCUGCAUAUGCUCUCUGAGUCGGCAACAGCGCGCGAAAAGAUCUCGAUAAAGGCUGGCAACAACAACAACAACAACAACACUACUACUGCUAACAACAGCAGCAACAGCAAUACUGCAAGCAACAGCAACAUCUACGAGAAUAAGCCAAAGAAUGCGGUGGUGCGACCACAGAAUGCCUCAGUGCGCAGCAUACCCAAUCCAUCGGCGUUGGCCUUUCGCAAUCAGGCCACGCUCUUGACUAGCAACAGCAGCAGCAGCAGCAACACAUCAACAACAUCGACUACAACUAUUGCAGCAGCCAAGCCGUUGACUGUGAAAGCCGAUGAGAAGCCCAAAUUGAGCUCAGCCACAAUGUUGCUUAGCCCUAACAGCAACAGCAGCAACAACAAUAAUAAUAACAGCAGCAACAACAACAACAACAACAAUUGCAAUGCUGCCACAUCGCCGCGUGCCACGAAAAAGGCAACAACCAUCGAUCAAGUUGCUGCCAAUUUGAACAUACGCGCCGAGGCAAAAGCUGCCGCCCUCGCCGAGGAGGCGCCACCAGCCAGUGUGGCAAGUGUUGCUGCUGCUGCCAAAACUCCCGAAUCGGAGAAGGCAACCAAAUCGGAUGCCACUGCAACAGCAACAGCGACAGUCACAGCAACUGCUGCAACAGUUACUGCAACUGCCACUUCUACACCAGCAACCACAACAACAGUUGCUGUUGCCAGCACACCUGCAACACCCGCCACACUUCCCUUGGCGCUGCCCACGGCAACAGCAACCACAAACGCUGGCAGCGUCAGCAGCGAGACGCUCUCGAAGCCGCCCGUUCAAAUCUCCGCUACCGACACUCCGGUCCCGGUGGCAAGUUCCGCUUAGUCACAAGCGUUCCUUUGGAUGUGCGGCUCGCAAAUGUAUCUGGUGGCGCCACUGGAGAGUCUGCAAAGCAGCAGCAACCAGAAUGCCAAUUGAUAACGUCUGCAAACGCCUUCCAGCUCCCAGGUUUCCAGCUCAUCAAUUAGCACACAAAAAGGUGGCGGUAAGAGGAGCGUCAAGAGCGGUGAACCACGGUGAACAUAAAUACCUUCAUUAGAAAGCAAUAUACAAAUGAUUCGUACUUAAAAGCUAGCUUAUACCAGAUACAGCUGCAAUAAGAUACAAUAUACUCGACGUAUACUUGUGAACUUGUGCUCUCAGAUACAGAUACAAAAUUCGCGCACAGAUGCAAAUAAUUGUGCAAAUAUUUGCGCUGGAAUUAGUACGCGUCGAAAUAAAUUAAAAACGUAAUGGAAAUAUGUCUGCUAAGCGACGAGCAGCAACAACAACAACACAGAGAAAAAAAAGCUGACACAAAAAAUGCGAAAAUAUAAAUAAAAUAAGCACAGCAGCGACGUCUGUUGUUGUCGUUGUUGUUGUUGCUGUUUGGCAUAGCAAAAAUGCGAACGAAAAUUAAUUAUAAAAUAUCAGCAAAUAACAAAUACAGCAACAACAUCAACAACAACAGCUAAACAACAAUCACACACACACACACAAGCCGACAACAUUCGAGUCUCGCCGAAUCGUUGAAUCGCCAACUCGUAGUACGUGUCGAUUACACUGCGCGAAAAAGAGUUCGACAAACUCCUCCCCAACCUUCACAUACAGUAAACGCUCACUUCUCAAAAUAUGACGACUUUUACAUACCCUAUUAGUGAAUUUUUUACAUCAUAUUUAAAGCAAAUGCAUUUGGUAAAGAUUUUACUUGAUUACACUGCGCGAAAAACAGCUCGACAAACUCCGCCUCAACUGACGUCAGUAGACACUCACUUCUCUAAAUGUCACGACUUUUAGAUAC